CGUCGUGGGUGAAAGUGCGUUCUAUUCGUCCGACGACCAUCGUUACGCGGCAUUUUGAAAAAACGAACACUAAAAAAAUAUUCCUCAAAAUAAAAAAAUAAACAAUUCAGUGUUUUUUCUGUGAGUGUCAGUGUGCAAAAAAAAGAUUCUUAACUCUGUGGAUGAUUAUUUUCGUGGUUUAGUAUAGCAGUGUUGUGCCGUUUUCAGAUGUUGGAUUUUUAAUGUGAAAGAUUAUAGGAUUACCCAAGUAAUGAACGUUUUCUUUCGUGAUAACGAAGCUGAAGAUACGAGACAUCACCAGCCGCUUUUAAGACCCGAAAAACUAUAAAUCAUAAUACUAAAAAGGAUCCAAGAAUAAGACCAUGGCAUUCACACCGAAAUUCUGUGAGUCAAAAAUAGACCGUUCGCGGAGGGGAAAUUGACUGUUCCGUUAAAAUGUGAAUGCUUAAAAAUAAAACCCGGAUUUCCUUGUUAUGUUGUCAGACGGAUAAUAAUAUUCAGUGCAGUGUUAUAAUGAUGUUAAUAGUUAGUUUUAGAAUAAGACUCACUAGUAGGGGCGUUUCACCAUUGUUCUUGUUACUGCGGACUCAUAAUGUGAUAGUGUUUUGUCUUUGUACAUUGUUAUUUGGUGUGUGUGGUGGUUAUCAAGAGCAGAAGUUUGCUAUGGAGCCUCAGGAUCAGACAGCGGUAGUCGGAUCCCGAGUAACGUUACCAUGCCGAGUGGAGAACAAAGCGGGUCAGCUGCAGUGGACGAAGGACGACUUCGGACUCGGCCUCCAUCGAGAGCUCAGCGGGUAUGACCGAUACAAGAUGAUUGGGAGCGAUGAAGAAGGUGACUACUCUUUGGACAUCAGAGACGUAACGUUGGAUGACGACGCGAAAUACCAGUGCCAAGUCAGCUCAGGGAUCAAAGGUGAACCGGCGAUUCGAUCCCGGUACGCGCGGCUCACAGUGUUGGUCCCGCCAGAGCCGCCUCGCAUAGUCGAAGGCAAUUUCUUCUCGACUAUAGAAGAUAGGAACAUCAAGCUGGAGUGCGUGUCUGUUGGUGGAAAACCGCCGGCUGAGAUUACGUGGGUAGACAGCAAUGCUGGUGUUCUGACACAAGGAGUCACGUAUAGUGUGGAACCAAUGCCGGAUGGUCAGAGAUUUACAGCUAGGUCUAUAAUAAAGAUGACUCCAAAGCAAGAACACCACAACCAGACGUUCACGUGUCAAGCGCAGAACACAGCGGAUCGCGCAUACAGAGCCGCUAGCAUACAAAUAGAGGUAAAAUAUGCUCCUAAAGUGAAAAUGUUCAUCAAAUCUGGUGCUAACGGGAAGAUUCCUGAAGGAGAUGAUGUUGUUAUAGCGUGCAGAGCCGAUGCAAACCCAUCCAACCUAACAUACAAGUGGUUUUUGAAUGAAAAACUUAUUGAAGGAAAUACUACUGAAUUGAAAAUAUACAACAUAACAAGAAAAUACCACGAUGCUACAAUAAAGUGUGUAGUCUACAACGAUGUCGGAAACAGCGAAGAAAUAGAGACGCUCGAAAUUACUUAUGCUCCAACCUUCAAAACGUUACCAAAGGAUGUGGAAGCAGAAGUUGGCACAACUGUCACUCUGAGCUGUGACGUGGAUGGCUACCCUCCACCGGAGAUCAGGUGGCUUCAUCAUGAGGAAGACCAGAUGAUUAGGGUUGGAAGAACAGCUAACUUAACCCUGACAUUGGACACACACACUUCAGGCCGAUAUCUUUGUAAAGCCAGCGUCGAUGGAUACCCUGAAAUAGAGGCUGAAGCUUCAGUUUUUAUCAAAGGUCCACCAAAGAUCAUUUCAAACCAGACACAGUUUGGGUCACAAGGCGACACGGUGAACAUCGAGUGUGCAGCAUUUGCAGUGCCUAGGAUAGACAACAUCAUCUGGACUUUUGAUGGCAAAGAAAUUGAUGCUAUACAUGAUCAGGACUAUGCAUUCCUAGAAGAGCUACAAACAGGAGGAGUGGUGAACUCGACUCUAAUCAUUCGAGAGAGCCAGUCUAAACAUUUUGGGGUCUACAAAUGCAACGUAUCUAACGAUUAUGGGAGCGAUACUAUGGAAAUUGUAUUAAGACCUAACAAAACAUUCCCACUCCUCUUAAUAUUGUUCGGAGUAACAUCAGGAACCAUAAUGGUAGCCGCAGUGAUAAUGCUAGUAAUACUAUGUCAAAGAAAGCAGAGAAAGAACAAACAGACACAAGUAGCUGAAAAACCAGAUGUGACAGUAACUGCUGAAGAAUUGUAUAAAGAAAAUGAUAGAAAUUCUAAUAUAAGUGAUCUAAAACUAGAAUUGAGACAAGCAAAUGGCAGCUGUGAGAUUGACUAUUCAAACACUGGAUCGGACAGCACACUAUGUUCGAACGCUAAACUUGGCAGUGGCAUUCCAUUGGCUGGGACAGUACCUCUAUCAUCUAUAAACCAGACUAGUACAUAUCAGCCUUAUAGAUAUAGUAAUGACUAUACGGAUCCUGCUUACGCCGAUUGUUAUAAGGUGAAUGGUUUUAGCAAUGGUUACCAAACAUACGUGCAUUAUGGUCACGACUAUACCCCGGGAUCUUUGAGGGUACAGUCACCGACUAUGAGCAGUGACAAAUUAACUCCUAAUAGGUCUAUAAACGGCAGUCUACCAAGAAGUGUAGACACACCGUCUACCGUCCAGUUCAAUACUGGCAACGGUUCGCAGAAUAACUCAUUACAAAGAAAACAGAAGAGACAAGACAGCAGUAAUGCGCUGAACAAUCUUGGACUUCCUACUACUGAGGUGAGCCGAGUACCAAACGGUGGUAUAAUCCACGGCGUCGACGUGAGAUACGCAGCAACCUACGGCAACCCGCAUCUACGGACGGGCGGCGGUCUAGGGUUCGCUAAUACGGUGAACACUGCAAAACCCGCGUCGACGCCCGCGCCGCCUCCUUAUUCGUCUGUUAGAAGUUCUGUCAUUUUGCCUUCAGGCAACUCAUCCCACUCGAUAACGUCACCAACCAGCCUGGCGUCACCACAGUGCGCCACCAGUCCCAUCACCACGUCAACCAUGUCGACUGAUAGUGCGCAACCACCAGUCGGUGUAGCAACAUCUUCAGCGACACCACAAUCGCCGAGUGCACAUUACAUCUUGGCGCCAUCAAAUAGGACUAUUAGUAAUGCCACUGUUACCAAAAAAGGUAAUGGGCACCAAACACCAUUAGCGACCCACGUAUAAGUUAAGUUUCAACGUUUUUCUAUAAAAGACUUUGGAUGAAUUUACUAAGCAAAGACUUUGUGCAUCUGUGUACUAUAGUUAUUUUUUAUUUAAUUUUAAUUUAGACGUAUUUUCCUCCGGUCAUUUCUACGGUCAAAUUAAAGGAAUAUAAUCAAUUUAAAAAAAAAACUUUUGUAAUUUAUAACAGUUUUUGUUCAAGCAUUUUUUUAUUUUGUAAAUUUUAAAAAUUAAAAUGUAUACUUGAAAAAAAAAGGAAAAUGUUUGAAUAAAAACUGGGAAUUUUUGAGUCGUAAAUAGCAUAUUAGUGUUCAAAAAACUAGGUUUAUAGAAAACAUAGAAUACCAUUUAAAUGUUUCUUGUCAACCGAAUUAAGGAAUAAUUGAUCGGUUAUUUCUACCAUGAUGUAAACCCUAUUGUGUAUAUUUUAUAGGUAAUUUUAUUUAAUCAAAAUUUUUCACACUGAGUUGGCAACUGUUUUUUUAACAAACAUAU
Molecule: messenger RNA, 3705 nt
Organism: Helicoverpa armigera (cotton bollworm)
Lineage: Eukaryota; Metazoa; Arthropoda; Insecta; Lepidoptera; Noctuidae
Gene: rst
Product: irregular chiasm C-roughest protein
Exons: 22
Coding region: 442-3213 (923 amino acids)
Biological process (GO): cell-cell adhesion
Cellular component (GO): plasma membrane; cell-cell junction
Molecular function (GO): cell adhesion molecule binding
Source: RefSeq, a predicted model, not a curated record